CGCCGCGACGCCGACCACGCGCGACCCCAGCGCCGAGCUGCCGAGCCGAGGGGAGGCGCGCGUAGCCACGCGAGCGCGCGCUCGUCCAGCGCGACCCACCCAGCGGCACCACCGGGGUGCUGCUCUGUUAGAGCGAGUGCGAGCUCGGAGCUUGCACCAGUUCAGAGUGACAAAAGGAAAAUAAAAAGAAAACGGAUGUGACUCCAGGGCCGGCCAAUGUUCCUACUGGAUGCCUGACCCAUCGGCGAUAUCACAGUACCGCUGCCCUGCCGCUAUUUGACCGGUUUCUACCUGCAAAGACGCACAAAGAGACCAAAGUUCACCUGGAAUUGGCCUUAACGCGGCGCGGAUUACUUCGACGGAUCAUUGGAGUUUCACCUGAUCAGAAUGCCGGGUGGAGGUCGCGGAUCGCGGUGAGCCUUUGUCGCCAUGGAAGCAACCGUGUCCCCAACGGGCGGACUGCCGAGCGAACUCCCGGCCGGACUGCCGCUGGCUGCGUGGGACUCUGUGCUCCUCCUCAACGGCAGCGUGCUCUCCCACAACGGCACGCUGAACAACGACACCUUUCUGGACGAGCCACUCUACCCCGUCCCCUUUCACAUUGUGCUACUCCUGACGUUCUUCUACGUGUCCAUAUCAGUGGCCGCCAUAGUAGGCAAUGGCCUGGUGCUCUGGGUGGUAGCUACAUCGCGUCGCAUGCAGUCUGUCACAAACUGCUUCAUCGCCAACCUGGCCCUAGCUGACGUCAUCAUCGGGCUCUUUGCCAUUCCUUUCCAGUUCCAGGCCGCCCUGCUGCAGCGCUGGAGCCUGCCCGAGUUCAUGUGCCCCUUCUGCCCGUUCGUCCAGGUGCUCAGCGUCAACGUCAGCGUCUUCACCCUCACAGCCAUCGCCGUGGACCGGCACCGCGCCGUACUCUCGCCCCUCAGCUCGCCGCCCACCAAGUUCCGAGCCAAGGUGAUGAUUGUCAUCAUCUGGCUGCUCUCCCUCGCACUGGCGAUGCCCAUGGUGAUGGCGCUGGGAGUGGUGCAGGUCCCGGACGAGACGGCCGUGCCGCCACCCGACCUCGCCCUGGGGCUCGCCGACGUCGAGGUGCCCAUCGUGCCGUCCACCAAGCCCUUCUGCAAGCUGACGGGCAUGACCGACCACGGCAUGCUCAUCUACCGCAUGAUCUUGGUGGUGGUGCAGUACCUCACGCCCUUGAUCAUCAUCUCGCUGGUGUACACACGGAUGGCGCACCGCCUGUGGGGCUCGCGCGCCCCGGGCAACGCAGAGGACUCUAGGGACGCCACGCUGCUCAAGAACAAGAAGAAGGUAGGCUGCCAGCUUUUGCAACCGAUCGAUAAUGGCCUUGUUUAUGCACAACAACAAGAAGAUGUCCGACGCGCAAGAAAUGCUCGGUUCACCUGUGUUUUACUUGAUAUGGGCCGUCCUGAGAAGUUCCAGCGCGAGUUCCGGCUGCGCCUGGACGUGUGCCUGCGGCGGUCGCCGGCCGGCCGCGGGUCCAUCUCGCGCGAGCUGAGCAACCUGGACUCGGGGCGCUGGGAGUGGCCCGCGCACGGCGGCCGCGCCGGCACCCUCGCGCUCAAGAACGGCGACAAGCUGCACCCGGCCCUGGGCACGCUCGGCGCGCUCGACCACCACAACAACCACAUUUCGGGCUCCAACUCGGGCCUGUCCGUGCUCACGGGCCACACCUCGCUCACCCCAUAG
This is a messenger RNA of Frankliniella occidentalis (western flower thrips), 1710 nucleotides long. RefSeq names its product RYamide receptor-like. Lineage: Eukaryota; Metazoa; Arthropoda; Insecta; Thysanoptera; Thripidae. The record is from RefSeq and is a predicted model, not a curated record. Gene Ontology annotation, biological process: G protein-coupled receptor signaling pathway. Gene Ontology annotation, cellular component: membrane. The transcript has 7 exons. The coding region runs from base 430 to 1710 and encodes 426 amino acids. Gene Ontology annotation, molecular function: G protein-coupled receptor activity.